Molecule: messenger RNA, 1857 nt
Organism: Fulvia fulva
Lineage: Eukaryota; Fungi; Ascomycota; Dothideomycetes; Mycosphaerellales; Mycosphaerellaceae
Product: GRIP domain-containing protein
Exons: 3
Coding region: 1-1857 (618 amino acids)
Biological process (GO): endoplasmic reticulum to Golgi vesicle-mediated transport; Golgi organization
Cellular component (GO): Golgi apparatus
Molecular function (GO): small GTPase binding
Source: RefSeq, a predicted model, not a curated record
AUGUCUGCUGUCAACGCGCAGGCAGAUGCCAGCAAAUCGGCGUCCAAAAAGAAGAAGAAGAGCAAGAAGAAGGCCAAUGGCCAGCCCACAGCAGGAAGCACGUCCGUCGGACACAACGGUGCCAAGGAGAUAGCCGAUGAGGAUGGGGAUGAGGAUGAGGAUGAGGAGUCGAGUACGCACGCACAAGCUAUCAUGCCUUCCAAAGGCUCAGCUGAGGACUCAUCACACACGCCAUCCACACCAACCGAGCCAGCCUCCGCGACAGAGCAGCCAUUACCUGUACGGAUAGGUGCUCAAUGGCCGAAGACGUCUAACGGAGCGAAGCACGAACCAGAAGAGGACGAAGAUGAAGAGGAAGACGAAUCUGCUAGACCUUCACGACAACCAUCAAUAUCCGGUGACACGACCGCACGACUCGACGCUAUGCAGCAGGAACGGGACAGCUUACGCGCUGAAGUCACCCAGCUGAGGAAGUCAUUGGAGAGCUUGCAAGAUGCACAAGGCGACGAGCUGUCGACUGUCAAAAAUGAGCUGCAGCAGACACGAGAAGGGAAGGAACACGCCGAGACGCAGUACAAGAAUCUGCUUGGAAAGGUCAACACAAUUCGAUCACAGUUGGGCGAGCGUCUCAAGUCAGAUGCUGCCGAGUUGGAGCAAUGCCGCGAAAGGAUAGAAGAGCUGGAGACAUCCAACCGGACGGCGCGAGAGGAGAAUCAGCGGUUACAGGAGAACAUCUCGAAGCUGAACACCGAUAUGGAGUCGCAAGCCACCGAGAUUGAGAGCCUACGGAGCCGAACAAAUCUGUCAACCAGUAAUUGGGCGAAAGAGCGAGAUGACAUGGUGCAGAAGGAGGCUUAUCUCCGAGAAGAGUACGAGAUUGCGAAGCAAGCCAUGCAAGAUUGGGAAAUCCUGGCUACGGAGGAGCGGUCAAGAAGAGAAGCACUUGAAGAGCGAAUGCAAGAGCUGGAAGAACAACUUAACGCACAACGAGAAGCAUUCGAGCGGGCACAAGGCGAGGCCAAUACGCAAAGCAGCACGGUCGAUGGCUUACAGCGAGCACUGCGAGAUCUGCAAGAGGAGCGAAAGAGGGAGCUCAGAGAGAUGGUCGAACAGUCACAAACACAGCUCGAUGCACUACGAGCGCAGACGAAGACUGCUGAGGAGACCGCAGCAGAGUUCAAGGCACAGCUCGAGACCACACAGAGAGAGCUUGAGCGUACGGCACCUUUCGAGAAGGAAGUGAAGGAGAAGAACUUGCUCAUUGGCAAGCUCAGGCACGAAGCGGUGAUCCUGAACGACCACUUGACAAAAGCGCUCCGCUUCUUGAAGCGUGGCAAGCCUGAGGACAAUGUCGAUCGACAGAUUGUCACGAACCACUUCCUCCACUUCUUAGCCCUGGACCGCUCGGAUCCCAAGAAGUUCCAGAUCCUGCAGCUCAUUGCUGCACUGCUCGGCUGGGACGAACAGCAACGCGAACAAGCCGGCCUCCUCCGUCAAGGAUCUGGCUUUGCGUCCGCCAGCGGCAGUCUUCGCGUGCCUAUGUCGCCCUUCCGGCGAACGCCCAGCACACCUUCACUUAGCAGCGACUUCAGCCCUCUUUCACCUACUGGCGAGCAAGGGCGGGAAAGCCUCGCAGAGCUUUGGUCAGACUUCCUCGAACGAGAAGCAGAGCAAGGCGGCGGUAGUAGCCGGAGGCAAAGUAUACAAAGCAACAGGAGUCCAAGUAUUGGCGUCAUGGGCCCCACGAGCGAAAGAGGUGGACCCAUGAGCUCAAGACCUGACUUGAAGCGGAAGGAGAGCCAGACGAGUCAAGCUAGUGGCCACGUCAGGCCGGAGAGUAGUGCGAGUGGGAAGUAG